CAAGCAACUCCUGACAACAUCUUCGAGAGAGGUUCCGAGAAACCCAAUUUCGAUUCUUCUGGCUGGCCUUUCUCACCGUGAUCUGACCGAUUUAAAGAGAUUUUCAAGGAUGGCCAGUCCUGAUCUGACUGACCUGAGAGGAUUUUCUCUUCCUGUAGAAAAUUGCGAGCUAACCAUGCCAGGAGACUCAAAAAGAGGUGCUCUGGAGAGCUCUCUGAUCCAAAGGAGGCCGAAAAGGAUAGGAGCAGCAGAGUCGACCAGGACGGAGGAGACAGCAGCGACAGAAACGACCACAGCAGCCUCAUCAACAGUAUUGGUAGAGAUGAUGGGCUCACAAUUGACAAUAGAGCCCACGAGGGUCACGGUGAGAGCGAGGCUCUCAAGGAGAACUAAGUCAACCAAGUCAGUCAGGUCAGCCACAACGACAAGGGCAAGUAUGACUGCGGUAUCAGAGGCGAGUACUGCCUAUGAUACGGACUACCGACAAGCCCUCAUCGACUCGGCAACUAUGAAUAUAACCUUAAGAGACCUCAAACUUAUACCAUGGCCCAUCUGCAUACUGUCGCGGCUCGCCAGAUGAAGUCGCAUUAGACAAAUGGAAAUCUCGCCGACAAGCUCAAGUACGGAAGUGCAUAUAAGGAUUGGAAAAAAUCUCAGGGAAACAUGGGAAUCGGUGAUCAAACUAUUGAAAUACAAAAGACGCAUCUGA
Xylona heveae TC161 is the source of this 709-nucleotide messenger RNA. RefSeq lists its product as hypothetical. The record is from RefSeq and is a predicted model, not a curated record. The transcript has 2 exons. The coding region runs from base 110 to 580 and encodes 156 amino acids. Lineage: Eukaryota; Fungi; Ascomycota; Xylonomycetes; Xylonales; Xylonaceae.